AUGCUGCGAUUGCGUCUGAGCCGCUUUGCCACCCAAAGGGCGUGGUCAGAAGUUCGUGCCUACCGGAAUUCCCGCGACAGUUCACUGCGCCCAAUCGCGGCCGGCAUGACCUUGCCCAUGACACAGUCGCAAUUUUCGCUGUAUUGUGUGGAGUUUGCAGCACCGGGCACGAGCAUUGCUCAUGCAGCGGUGUCGAAGAUCUUUCAGGCAGAGGAGGAGGUGAAGUUGGACGUUCUUUGUGAAGCCGUCAAAGAUGUUGGCGAGAAGUACUGGAGCAAGAUCCAAUUCAAGCGCGGCGAACAUGGCGCAGCAUCGGACGUAAUGCACAUCGCCUACACAGGUAUGCGUCGUGAGGAAGUUCCGAUCCAGAUCUUUCCACAGCUUCCCGAGCCUGCUUCAAUUCAUCAAGCUGUCACGAAGGGGCAGUCGCUCAGACUCCCUUUCAAGAUUUCCGAGGAUGAAAUGCGCUUCCUCCUGGAGUUUCACAAUGCACCGAUUGAGCUGCAGCCCGAUGAAGAAAAUCCAGCCCGGCGGGUUGCCAUCGUUCAGUACGAGAAUGGCAAGGUGGGUUUGCAUGUGCUUGCAAACCAUAUGCUGGAGGAUGGUACGAGUUUGCCGGCCGUGCUGAGACUGAUUCAAUACCAGUACAAUGUGCGAUUGGGCCGCACCGACUCGCUGCCGGAUCGCAAGCCUCAGGAGUUGCUUCCCUAUUCCGUCUUUGUUGAUCAUGAGCUACGAUACUUGAGGUCUUCACAGUACGAGACAGACAAGAAAUUCUGGAUGGAGAAGCUGGACGGCACCUCUCCAGUAGGAACCGACCUCUUUGGUGGAGUGUACCAGGAAGGUGCCGUCCAUGACCUGAAGGACAGCAAGAGCAAGUUCGAGGCUGAGUUUUGCACAUACUCGAUUCCAAGCAAUGUCGACUACAUGCAAAUGGCCAAGACGUACUGUCAGGAGCGCAAGAUCUCCUACUUUCAAGCCUACCUGGCGGCAUACUAUUGGGCCUUGCACCUCGCGACCGGGAAGAGCGACUUGAUGGUCUCCACAACCUUCCACGGGCGAAUGGAGCAAGACCUGAAGCGAGUCAACGGAAACUGCAUCAACAUUCUGCCUUUGCGCCAGGAGGUCUCGGGUGACAUGACCUUCGACCAGCUGGUGGAGCAAGUUCGGAGCAAUGUUCGAAGCUCAAAGCGACAUGGCCAGUUCCCCUUCGAUGAGCUUCAAGGAAAACAAGCCGUCCUCGAGUACAUGCUGGCCAGCUACGAACUCCCCACGGACAUGGUUGUCGUGGAUCACGAUUCGACCAUCAACCCAUGCACGAUCCGCGUGCACCCAAGGGAGGAGGCGACGGAGGUCUAUGUGGCGUACCAGAAGAACGUCCUCACGCAAAGCUCGGUUGAUGCGUUGGUGCAGCUCUGGUUGCAGGUUUUCAAGGAUGCUGUCCAGAACCCGCACAAGAAAUUGAGCGAGCUCGAUGUUCUCGCGAAAGAUCAGAAGCAGGCUAUUCUCCGCAAUUCUCAUGGACCCGAGCUGCCUUCGAUCGGCUCGCCGCGCUACGACGACCUCUUCGAGAUGGGUCUGGUGGAGGACGGGCGGCCAAAGCCGGAAGGCAGCAAGAUUGCGGUGCGCUGUGGAGCAGAAACGCUGACAUACGCCGACUUGCGUAGCCUGUCGGACCGGAUCGCGAGCCUACUCAGCAAGCACGACAGCAAGGUGGUUGCCAUCCAUAUGCCGGAGAAGCGUGCCUUGAUGAUCCCUUUGCUCUUGGGCGUGCUGAAGGCGGAUGCUGUCUUCAUGCCCUUGGACUCGUCCCUGCCUUUGUCGCGAAUGGACACGAUGAUGCAGAACUGUGGUGCGAGGCUGGUGGUGACCAGCGAUGAGAAGACCUUUGAUGGCCUGGAGGGUGUAACCGUUCUCUCUACCAAAGAGUUGGAGGCCGUCGCGAAGGGGAUGCAGUCAGUAUCGACCUUGGCGAACAAGGGGACGUCCGAAGACCUCAGCGGCUUGCUCAAACGUUAG
Messenger RNA from Symbiodinium necroappetens, 2019 nucleotides. NCBI's taxonomy places the organism in Eukaryota, Dinophyceae, Suessiales, Symbiodiniaceae. The record is from the annotation of a GenBank genome assembly.